GCUGGCUGUCCAGUUUCUGUCCACUUCAUGUGGUGCUCCAGGUCACCAUGGGCAAAACCCACCAGAAAGACCAAAAAUACAGUAAUAAGGAGAAAUCGGGGAGGAAUAAUGAGGAUUCACAUCCUUCACAAAAGCUCACCGAGCCGUUCAGCUGGGAAAUGUACUUGAGAGAGACUUCAUCCUGUCCUGCUUCCCCCAGCUGUUUCAGACAGUCCAGAGUCCCUCCUUGUAAUGAUUUUAAAGUGGGAAUGAAAGUGGAGGCGUGUGACCCGAGGAAUUCCACCUCAAUGUGUAUCGCCACAGUGAUGGGAUUAAUGGGUGUGCGUCUGCGGCUCAGACUGGAUGGCAGUGACAGCACCAAUGAUUUCUGGCGACUGGUUGACUCCUCUGACAUUCAGCCUAUCGGCACGUGUGAGAAGAGCGGAGAUAUGUUACAGCCACCACUGGGGUUCAGAAUGAAUGCCUCUUCAUGGCCCACGUUCUUAUUAAAAACAUUAAGUGGGGCAGAGAUGGCUCCAGCUUCAGCCUUUAAAAAGGAGCCGCCCAAACCUACUCAGAACUUCUUUAAACCUGGUUUGAAACUGGAAGCGGUGGACCGAAAGAAUCCCUACCUCAUCUGUCCCGCUACCAUCAGAGAGAUGAGAGGGGAAAAGAUAUUCAUCAUGUUUGAUGGCUGGAGAGGAGCGUUCGAUUACUGGUGUCAGUAUGACUCCAGGGACAUCUUCCCCGUGGGCUGGUGUCAACUGACCAACCACAGUCUGCAACCUCCCGGCAACUGCUUCACAUUUUCAAAGACUUUUACUCCGGCACUGGGCCAGUCCAGUCAGUCUUGGCGCUCCAUGCAGUCCCCGUACCACCUGCCGCACCCCCUGCCCCCUCUGCCAGUGCGCAAGGGGGUACGAGGGAGGAGACCCAAGAGCCAGACCAUCGCCAUGCUAAAAGCAGCAGCCGAGGCAGCAGCAGCUGCAGCCAGCACGUCACCGAAUGGCCAAGCGCAGUCCAAUGCAGCCAAGAGUCCCAUGAGCUCACCGCUCACACCCAAACCAUAUAAAAAGAGGGGACCCAAACCCGGCAGCAAGAGGAAACAAAAGGUUCCUCAUUCACUUUCAAGCCCCACGUUGUCGUCCUCAGUGUCAGAUGGGAGACUGUCUAGUCUGCAGACAACAAGAGAAUCAGGAGUUGUGUCCACAGUUUGUGUGUAUGUGAAUAAACAUGGAAACCCAGGGCCACGCCUGGACCGUAAACUGUUAUUGCAGCUGCCAGAUCAUUUCGGACCGGGUCCCGUGAACACGGUCCUCCAGCAUGCGGUCCAAGCCUGCGUGGACUGUGCAUUUCAGCCCAAAGCUCUGUUCAGCUUCCUGCAGUCUCAGUCUGAUGGAGGGGAAAUCAUCAGAGUUCGCUCAGAAGGAGGAAUCCACUAUGUCAAGCUCCCCACUGCCUCCAGUGCAUCGUUCGUUCUGCGCUUUCUAGAAACUCUUUGUCACCACCUGCAUUGUGAUAACCUGUUCAGCAGCCAGCCAUUCAGUCCGCUAACUACUAACACACACAAGCCGUAUGAAAGGAGUAAAUCAGUGAAAGAGGAGACGUCAGAAGCUUUGUCUGUAGCACGAGGUACGAGACGUUUCAACAGAGAUUCAGCGGCCUACACCGCUGCCCUGUCACCAAAACUACAGAGAACAGAAGCUCUGCCCUCAGACGAAACCAUCGCCCAUGUUGAAAAUGGUGCCACCACAGACCAGCAGUUCACAGAAGAGUCAAUAGACUCGGCCUCCAAUUCUGUUGCCCCCCGACCCCCCGCACUAAGGAGCACGUCUGAGUAUCACACCCUGGCCGGAAGCAGCCCGCACUACCCCCCUCACCCCCCACCCCUCCGCCGACUCUCCUCUAACCCCUCUGAGCUGGGACCUGCACGCACACACAGACGAGUGGAAGGUAGGCUAUCUGCUAGCUCAACCACUGGGCCUGAUCAUCGAGCAACAGAGAAGGAUCCGACCAAAACGUCUAGUAAAAGUCCAUCAUCCUGGAGUAUAGAGGAAGUGAUGCAAUUUGUGCGUGAUGCUGAUCCACAAGCACUGGGCCCACAUGCAGAGCUAUUCAGGAAACACGAGAUUGAUGGCAAGGCCUUGAUGCUUUUACGGAGUGACAUGAUCAUGAAGUACAUGGGGCUGAAACUGGGUCCUGCUCUUAAACUUUGCCAUCACAUUGAGAGACUCAAACAGGCAAAAUAGUAGCUGGAUCCACUAGAGGGCAAAGGAGGAAAACGCAGGUUCUCUACAUUUCAGAGUCAAACCACAGACUUCACUCAAGAUACAUGGAUAUUUAUUAUGUGUGACAUUGAUGGUCAGAGGUCCAACAUAUUGACCUACUUCAGCUGUACUCAUUCCUGCUGGUUCAAAUGGUGGGGGAAAAAACUGACCAGCCAAAUAUUUUCAUUUUUGUGGCAAAUGCAAAAAUUAACAGCACCAGAUUGACUUUUCAAAAUGACCUAACUUUGCAUGGACAUUGUAUACAACCAUUGUGUACAAGAAUGUUCACUGGCUCUCAUCUAGGGAAAAAAAUUCAGUGUAAAACUGCAGCUACAGACCUCAGUACCUCAGCGAUACGAUG
Molecule: messenger RNA, 2607 nt
Organism: Sinocyclocheilus grahami
Lineage: Eukaryota; Metazoa; Chordata; Actinopteri; Cypriniformes; Cyprinidae
Product: sex comb on midleg-like protein 2
Exons: 14
Coding region: 48-2228 (726 amino acids)
Biological process (GO): negative regulation of DNA-templated transcription
Cellular component (GO): nucleus
Molecular function (GO): chromatin binding; histone binding
Source: RefSeq, a predicted model, not a curated record